AUGGUCAAAAAGAGUUCAGCCCCGGUGAAGGGCAAGGCGAGUGCAAAGAAAGUGCUGAAAAAACCAGCCAGCAAGAAGGCCACACCUGCACAAUCUGAGCCGGCCGAGCCUCGACUAGUCGAGAAUAUGGCCACUUUCGAUCUCAAGGAAUUUCUUCAUGAAAUGCAGACCGUCUUGGGCUGUGCUCCUUGUGCUGACAAAGUCGUGCUGGCGACGGCGUGCUCAGGGUUGGGUGUUCCGGCAGCGGUUUUGCGCUCGAUCAUGGGCGAUGCAGCAAAGGUUGUCGAGAUUACGGCUUCCGAGAUCAGUGAGACCUCGGCCCAUGCGUUGCUGCAGAAUUGCCCAAAGGGCCACCAACCUUUGCAACUGUUGCGGAAUGUCGUGGAUGCUGCGUCAAGUGGCAAAUCCUUCUGCUACAUUGCAAAUAAGGUGACCCCAAUGAACGAGCUUUUUGGAUCUGAAGGAACAGAUAUUUACGUGGCAGGGUAUCCUUGCAACGAUAACUCCUCGAUGAAUACGAGCCGCUUCGAUCCUCAGAAGGACGCAACAACGACCCCGUUUGCGGCCGUGCUUCCGGCAGUGGUUCAUGUUUUGGAUAAACUGGCUCCCAAAGCUUUUCUUCUGGAGAACGUCCCGGGACUGUUAAAAAAACGGUCUGGUCAGAGUCCAUCCAGUGCUGAGCCGGUCAUGUCCUGGGUCGAGGACAAGCUCAAGUCCAAGCUAGGGAACCGCUACAGCUGGUUUUCUCUGAUGCUGCCUUCCGAUCCUCUGCCGACACGGCGUGAUCGCAUCUUCACCAUUGGUUUGAGGAAGGACAUUGCUUGCCAUCCUGGUCAACUUACUGGAUUGCAGAGUGACAUCAACAAGCUAGUUUCGGCGGCAUCCGCAAUGCCGGUGCAUCAUGUAAGUGGCUUCUUGCAUGUUGACCCUGCUCCGAAUGAUGCUCAGCAGACAGGGUGUGAGCCCGGCGGUGAUGCUGACGAUGGUGAUGAAGACAUGGUGGCUACCGGCUAUGUAGAUGCCCAGCAAGGCAACUAUGCUGUUUGCUUUGAGAAGGCUGUGCACAGGGCAGUGCAAGCUGGCCGGGUCAGCAAGGACAGCCCUCUUCUGCUCCCACAUAUUUCCCGAAUGUCUGCUUCCAUGCCACAUGAAACGGCUUGGAUGCGGGCUCAAAUCGAUGUGUACCAGCUGAUCAUUGCCCACAUGAAGGAGGGCCUCCAUCCCGAUGUUGCAGACAGCCUGCAUGCUGUGGCCGAUGUGGGCCAGAGUGCAGAGCGCGGGCACGUACACUUACAUGGCGACCUCCCAUGCCUGACAACAUCUUCAAGACUGUUCGAUUACCAGUCUAGGAGGUUUCUGCUGCCGGCGGAGCUUGCAGCCAGCAUGGGCAUGGGACGUGUUGACUUUCGCGGCUUGACACUUUCACAAUCAUCGGCCAUAUUGGGCAAAAGCAUGGCCACGACUACCUUGGCCAUCUUGUUCUUGCCACUCUUGAAAUGCUUGCAGAUGUGCCAGGAAGCAUAG
Symbiodinium sp. CCMP2592 is the source of this 1524-nucleotide messenger RNA. The record is from the annotation of a GenBank genome assembly. NCBI's taxonomy places the organism in Eukaryota, Dinophyceae, Suessiales, Symbiodiniaceae.